UGGACAAUGAGAAGAUUAUCGCAGAAAACAUAAACCUAGAGUGCGAUUCGUGUCAGAAGAAAUGUGACUCAUUUGGGAGUUUGCAACGGCAUUCGUCGACUGAACAUUAUAAACUCGCAUCCGACCAGCUUUCAGUGUAAGAUUUGUCACAGGAAUUUACCCCACACUGAGUCCCUCAAGCGCCACAUGGAUAGUAACCACGCACCGGAAGAAACAAAAACGCUCAAAUGUAGCAUUUGCCCUAAAAUGUUUACGCAUCAGAAAUUUCUAAGAAUUCACGAGCGCUAUCACAAUCGCAAGUGGUCGUGUGACAUUUGCGACAAGAAAUUCAUCUGCGAAGCUCUCCUAAAGCAGCAUCACAAGUCCAUCCAUACAAAGGAGCUGAAUUACGUCUGCCAUGUCUGUGCCAGAACUUUCAGCAUCUACACUUCGUAUCGGUCACAUCUUGAAACCCACAGCGAAACGCCAAAGAAGAAACCGCAGAAACCUCGAGUGCAGUGUUCGGUUUGCAACGCCUGGACGGGCAAGCUGUCCCAGCAUAUGCGGCUACACUCGGGAACCCAAACGUGUGAGAUUUGCGGCACGGAAUGUAAAAAUGCAAUCACCUAUCGGUACCAUAUGAAGAACCACGAGACGGGUGACUUUAUGUGCUCGGUGUGUGACAAAGGCUUCAAGAAAGAAAUCACACUGAAGGAACAUAUGGCAUCGCACACAGGAGUCACUCUGUACAGUUGCGACUUUUGCGAUCGAACGUUCAACUCGAAUGCCAACAAGGCUUCGCAUCGUAAGAAGAUGCAUCCGCAGCAGUGGCUCGAGGACAAGCUGAGGAAAAAGGCGGCCAAGCUGGCACUGUCUGGAACAACCGUUCAAUCGUAGGGUGGCAAAAAAAUUAUCAAAUGCGUGGGACGUAUGGAUAACAAAAUUUUAAAGAUUUUCUUUGGCGAUUGAUGUUAUGAAGAUUCUUUUAAUUGAACACUCUUGGGCUUUCGAUACGUCCCGCUGUUUUGAAUGCUCAAACAGCCGAAAAAUCUUUAACGGCCUUUUAGGACAACGGGAAGCAUCCAAAGCUGAAUAGUUUGGAACUCGAAGACAAGAAUAUAAUAUCUUUCGAUUCACGGGCAAAUCGGCGAUUAAACUUGAUCGCUGCCCUCACUGAUCACUCGAAAAAUUGACGGAUGGAUCCAAACGCCCAUUUCUCGUAGUCAUCACGUCCUUCCAACUUAUCUUGGGAUUGAUGAGACUCGCUGUUUUCCACCAGAAUCCAUUUCCCUUCGGCAUUUGGUUGUACUUCGUUUUCAAUCGAAACACCGUCUUGAGGCUGUAACAU
Messenger RNA from Armigeres subalbatus, 1327 nucleotides. RefSeq names its product transcription factor grauzone-like. Bases 187 to 876 code for a protein of 229 amino acids. Gene Ontology annotation, biological process: regulation of gene expression. The transcript has 3 exons. The record is from RefSeq and is a predicted model, not a curated record. NCBI's taxonomy places the organism in Eukaryota, Metazoa, Arthropoda, Insecta, Diptera, Culicidae. Gene Ontology annotation, cellular component: nucleus.